Molecule: messenger RNA, 3347 nt
Organism: Cyprinus carpio (common carp)
Lineage: Eukaryota; Metazoa; Chordata; Actinopteri; Cypriniformes; Cyprinidae
Product: calreticulin 3b
Biological process (GO): protein folding
Cellular component (GO): endoplasmic reticulum membrane; endoplasmic reticulum
Molecular function (GO): calcium ion binding
Source: RefSeq, a predicted model, not a curated record
GCCAUACACUUCUCCAGAGCCAAGGAUAAACCGAGCGCAGCAGAACGCGAGCGCGUGAGGGACGCAGGGAGUGUGCGGGUUUAAUUCCUCAAAUUAUUAACAAAAAUGCAAAUUAUUACAUUAUUCCAGCUUGUUUCUGCUUCAUUAUUGGCACUGGCUGCCAAUGCAGAGGUGUACUUUAAAGAGCAGUUUCUGGAUGGAGAUGCCUGGAAGAGUCGAUGGGUGAACUCGGAGCACAAAUCUGACUAUGGCCAGUUUAAACUAACCGCCGGAAACUUCUACGGAGACGCUGAGAAAGACAAGGGUCUGCAGACCAGCCAGGAUGCACGUUUCUACGCCACCUCCGCCCGCUUCGAGCCCUUCAGCAACGAGGGCAAACCUCUGGUGAUCCAGUUCACCGUCAAACACGAGCAGAAGAUCGACUGCGGAGGCGGAUACGUUAAAGUCUUCCCGGCUGAUCUCAACCAGGCUGGCAUGCACGGAGACUCCCAGUAUUACGUCAUGUUCGGGCCGGAUAUCUGCGGCUACAGCACCAAGAAGGUCCACGUCAUCUUCAACUACAAAGGCAAGAACCACCUCAUCAAGAAAGAGAUCAAGUGCAAGGAUGAUGAAUUGAGUCACUUGUACACACUGAUUCUGAAUCCGGAUCAGACGUACGAGGUGAAGAUCGACAACGAGAAGGUGGAGUCUGGCUCUCUGGAGGAGGACUGGGACUUCCUGCCCCCGAAGAAGAUCAAGGACCCCGAAGCCAAGAAGCCUGAGGACUGGGACGACCGCGCCAAGAUCGAUGACGAGACGGACACCAAACCUGAGGACUGGGAUAAGCCCGAGAACAUUCCCGAUCCUGAUGCCAAGAAGCCAGACGACUGGGAUGAAGAUAUGGAUGGAGAGUGGGAACCUGCCAUGAUCCCAAACCCAGAGUACAAGGGUGAGUGGAAACCCAAACAGAUCGACAACCCCAACUACAAAGGUGUCUGGGUGCAUCCUGAAAUCGACAACCCUGAAUACACUCCUGAUGCCGAGAUCUACAAAUUCGACAAUGUUGGAGUCAUUGGGCUGGAUCUCUGGCAGGUAAAAUCGGGCACAAUUUUUGACAACUUCCUAAUCACAGAUGACGUGAAGGAAGCCGAGGAUUUUGGAAAUGAAACAUGGGGUGCUACAAAGGGUCCUGAGAAGAAAAUGAAGGAGGAACAGGAUGAGAAGAAACGCAAAGAGGAGGAGGAGAAGAACAAGGAGCAGAGCACAGAAGCAGAAGAUGAGGGGGAGGAAGAUGAAGGAGAGGAGGAAGAGGAGGAAGAGACCGAAGAGCCUCCAGAGGAGGGAGACGACGAUGAUGCGCUUCCUAAAGACGAACUGUAACGCGGGAAGUAGAGUACCGUCCACAUUCCGUGGUUGCCAGGGAAACGACCGCAGUGCAUUCAUUCUAAACACAACGCCCUUUGAGACGAUGAUGAUGUCAUACAGGGGCAAAUAGGCGAAUGAAAGUUCUCAACCCAUACGUUUAAUUUGCGACCAUUUACCUUUAACGAGCCAGUUUUUUGUUAUUGAAGAGUUUUCUGUACAGUUCCAGGGGUCUGAUAUGUUUGACAUCUUUUAAUGCUGAUCUAUGAUCAGUUUAUUGUGCCUUUCUUGUUUGUAAAAUCAAUGCCCAUAUUAGUUGAUGCUGUUGGUGUGCGUUAUGUUCAGUUAGUUUGAAGGAACUAGACGAAAUUCAUGAAGUUUACUUGAAUUAUAGUUAUGAAAGCCCGUUUUCACCACUGAAUACAAAAAUAAAAAGAACAUUUAUCUCACAGUUUUGACUUUUUUCCCGCAAUUCUGAGUUUAUAUCUCACAAUUUGGAAUUUUUGUUUUGCAAAUCUGAGAAAGAAGUAAGAAUUGUAAGAUAUAAACUCAAAACUGCAAGAUGUAAACUCAUUAUACUGAGAAAAUAGUCUGAAUUAGGAGCUUUAAACUCAACGUGGCAAGAUAUAAAGUAAGAAUUAUGAGAUAUAAACUCAUUAUACUGAGAAAGUAAGUCUGAAUUCUGAGAUUUAAACUUAAAAGUGCAAGGUAUAAACUCAAAAUACUGAGAUAUAAGAUGAAAAAUACUGAGAAAAAAGUCUGAAUUGUGAGAUUUAUACUCAAAAUUUUGAGACAAAGUGAAGAAUUUGAAAUAUGGAGUAAGAAUUGUAAGAUAUAAACUCAAAAUUGCAAAAUAUAAACUCAUUAUACUGAGAAAAAAGUCUGAAUUAGGAGCUUUAAACUUAAAGUGGCAAGAUAUAAAGUAAGAAUUAUGAGAUAUAAACUCAUGAUACUGAGAAAAAAAGUCAGAAUUGUGAGAUUUGACCUUAAAAGUGGUAGGUAUAAAUAUAAAAUAAUGAGAAAAAUAGUCAGAAUUGUGAAAUUUAUACUCAACAUUUUGAGACAAAGUGAAAAUUUUGAAAUAUAAAAUAAGAAUUAUGAGAGAUCAACUCAUAAUUCGGAGAAAAAACUCAGAAUUGUGAGAAAGUAAUUUAAUUUUUUUUUAAAUGUUUCUUCUGUAGCAGAAACAAAAAGCCUCAGAAUUAAGAAGAUCAGAAAAAGUCAGAAUACUGGGUUUAAAUCUCACAAUUCUGAUGUUUUUCCUCAAAGUCUGAACUGUGACAAAGUUACAAUUACAUUUUAGUUUUUUCUUCAUAGUGGAAACGGACUUCCAUAAAAAGCAUGGAAUGGCAUGUUACACAGUUCACGGCUUGCAUAGUUGUUCCUCAACACUGAAGCUGAAUAGUAGAGGAUGGUGAUGGUGUUAUUAAUGAGAGAUGAAUCAGAUCACAGGCUGGCUUUCAAACUAUAGUCCUCGUUUCUGAAACAAAAGCAGAACAAAUUCAUUUUUGUGUGUGUGUGUAAAUUGUUGCAGGAAAACUUGCAGCGAGGACCGAUGAAUGUUAGUACUGCAGUGCAAAAGAAACUCACAAUUGGCAUAAUGUUCCUUUAGCACUGAUGAUUUAGUUUUGUUCUGUUACCGCGGUAUGUGUGCUGUGGUUGUUAUCAAUCUCCUAAACGAUAUUCAGAAAAAAAAAAAAUCUUUUUCCAGCUCUAUUUAUUACAAGAGUCUUGCAGUUUGAGUUUCACCUUUCAGAUCAUCAGCGGCAGUAACAUUUGUGGUGUUUUGUUACUUGAAAAUAAAUAGCUACAAUAAGGGAUGUGGUAAUAUUUGCAAAGAUUUUAAGGCCUCGUUAAAGAACAAACUAGUUGUCUACACACUGUGAACUAAGUCCCAGAUGUUCAGAUUGGAUUGGUACUGAAUCCUGUUUAGUGACAUUAAACCACCUUUUUACAUGUUGAGAGUUGUAAUUAAUGCCAAAGUUUUAAUAAAUAACUUUAUUGUA